This is a messenger RNA of Macrosiphum euphorbiae (potato aphid), 324 nucleotides long. The record is from the annotation of a GenBank genome assembly. Lineage: Eukaryota; Metazoa; Arthropoda; Insecta; Hemiptera; Aphididae.
AUGAGGAUAGACACCGAAAAUAGCAUGACCCGCCACGAAGCAGAAGACAAAUGCCUGCGCGAGUGGCAGAGGCUCUGGACAGAAUCGACCAAGGGAAGAUGGACCUACGGUUUUAUACCAAACGUCAGGACAAGAGUUAUAACACCACUGCCGUUCGACCACUACAUAAGCCAAAUAAUAUCGGACCACGGGGACUUCAACUCAAAACUUGCAGGUUUCAACCUCAGGGAAGACCCAUCCUGUAAAUGCGGACACUUCGAAGAAACCGCAACAGUUGGAAGACUGUCCGCUAGCAAGCAACAGCAGGGAGAUUUUGAGGAAUGA